Humulus lupulus (European hop) is the source of this 5574-nucleotide messenger RNA. RefSeq names its product putative 1-phosphatidylinositol-3-phosphate 5-kinase FAB1D. The coding region runs from base 290 to 5125 and encodes 1611 amino acids. The transcript is spliced from 13 exons. NCBI's taxonomy places the organism in Eukaryota, Viridiplantae, Streptophyta, Magnoliopsida, Rosales, Cannabaceae. The record is from RefSeq and is a predicted model, not a curated record. Gene Ontology annotation, biological process: phosphatidylinositol phosphate biosynthetic process. Gene Ontology annotation, molecular function: ATP binding; 1-phosphatidylinositol-3-phosphate 5-kinase activity. Gene Ontology annotation, cellular component: endosome membrane.
CUUUCUCCUUCGUCUUCUCUCUCUCUCUACUUUCUCUCUCCUCCAAAUCUUGUGACUUUGUCUGAAAUAAGACUGUGUGGACUCUCACACCAGAGCAGAGCAGAGCAGAGCAACGAGGAACAAGGACGAGCUUUUACCAAGUUUGAAUAGCGAAACAAGCACACAAUCUCAUCUGGCUCUGCUAUUCGUGUUCUUCAAUUAUGCUUUGGAUUGAUUUGGAGGUCACACCCAAAUCUUUGUUCUUUCUUUUGCUUUGACAUUGUCUGGAUUUUUUAUUUUUGUAGAUUGUAUGUGUAGCAUGUGUCAUAAUUGUGGUGCGGAACUGAACAAGCCGAAGGAGUCAAGGCAACUAGAAGAGAAUGCGAACACUUUAGAAAUUGGUUCGCAAGGCUCCAUUUCGUCUUGCAAAUGUUGUGAGGUUAAGCAUGAGCAAGAAUUUGAGCCAACUAGUGGAAGAAACAGUCCUUAUGUAGCACCAAUGAUCAGUUCAAUGACUUCUUUGUCUAGCAGCGAUCGAUCUGCUUCUAGCUGCAGUGAGAUUUCAGUUGAUGUGAACUUAUAUGAUAGGGCUAAUCAAGAAAAUGGAAAUAAAUCACAUUCACAAAUAGAAAGCAACCUAAAGGAAAGUCAUAUUUGUCAAGAUGGGCACAUGGUAAGUAAUGGUAAGACUCUACCAACGAGUAAUGGCCAAGACAAAAAAGAUACUGGUGUUGAAGCAACAGACAACUCCACUGAUGAAGAAAUUGAGGAUUCUCGUCCUUUUGAAGAUGAUGUUAAUCCCCAGAUUUGGGACCCCCCUGAACCAGAACAUCCAGAAGAUGAUUUGGUGGGCAGUGUGGCUUUCAAUGACGACGACGAUGAAUGUGGAGAUGGCACAACUUGGGGAAAGCCAAGUUCUUUGAGCCCUUGUAGAGAUGACAGAAGUAGAAACUAUAAGGCUGCGGAAAAACAGAGAGCUAUGGAGGAGGUGAAGAAUGGAAAGUUUAAGUCUCUUGUUUCAAAACUUCUUAAAUUGGUAGAUGUUGCCCCGUGUGGACAAGAUGGUGAGAAUUGGGUUGAUAUAGUUACUUUUUUGUCAUGGAAAGCUGCUGAAUUUCUAAAACCUGACGCCAUUGUUGGUACAAUUGAUCCAAAUGGCUAUGCGAAAGUGAAAUGCAUCCCAACUGGUGCUUGCAGUGAAAGCCAACUGAUUCAAGGGUUGGUCUUCAAGAAGCAUGCAGCACACAAGCACAUGCCAACUAAGUACAAGAAUCCAAGGUUGUUGUUAGUCCAGGGUGCUCUUGGCCAAUCCUCCAGUGGAUUGUCAUCAUUUAGUACUAUGGAUCAGGAAAAGGAUUAUCUGAAGUCUGUCAUUGAGAUUUUAGAUUUGUGCCAUCCAAAUGUGAUUUUAGUGGAGAAGUCUGUUGCUCGUGAUAUCCAAGAAUAUAUUCUGAAAAAUGGAAUGACACUUGUCUUUGAUAUGAAGCUCCAUCGGUUAGAGAGAAUUGCUCGUUGUACUGGUUCACCAAUUUUAUCAUUAGAUAUGAUGGCAAGUCAAAAGCUAAAACAUUGUGACUCUUUUCACAUUGAAAAAUUUGUUGAGGAACAUGCUGGUUCUAAUGAGGGAGGAAAGAAGCCAAGCAAAACAUUGAUGUUUAUUGAGGGCUGUCCUACUCGUCUGGGUUGUACGAUUUUGCUGAAAGGAGCGAAGAGUGGUGAACUGAAGAAGGUUAAAUGUGUAGUACACUGUGCAGUUAUUAUGGCGUAUCAUUUGAUACUUGAGACCUCCUUCCUUGUUGAUCAGAGAGCAAUGUUUUUUACAUUAUCAUCUGCUGGUGUAGCAAAAUUCAUGAUGACUGAAGAGCCAAAUGUACUGUCCAGGGAUCAAGAAUCCACUAGUCUAGACACUGAUGCAUGUUCUCCUUGUCUUGAGGCUUCUGCUGAAAGUGAGUCACAUAAUAUUCCAAUUUCCAGUGGCUUUAAUGACGGAGAUUUCUACAACUCCAACACUGAGUUAGACGGCAAUUCCCUGUUGUAUGAACCAUAUAGUCCUGCAAUGCUUUCUGGCUUUUCCUCUAUUUCAGCUUCUCUGAAGAAGGUUGUUGGCGAAAAUUUCCCUCAUGCAUCUUCUUCUUAUCAGUCCCUUUCAUCAUACCUUGGUUUCCCUGGAAGAGAGUCGAAUGAUCAGUUUACUGAAUCUGUUCCUGAUUUAACAUGUCCCAAGGGAUUUGAUCAUUAUGAGGCUGAAGAUAAGAGUAGUUCUGAUGAAGAGAAGUCUCUAAAUGUUGAACACUCUGAUUCUUCAAAUGAAAGCUCUGAGGCCACUCAAGAGUUGAAAAAUGAUGGUGACUAUGGUGAAGUGCAAACUAAGGAUGGCAUCAAUGGAAUGUGUUCCCAAAGUAUUUUGGUUUUAAUGUCUAAGCGGAAUGCCUUAAGAGGAACUGUAUGUGAGCAAAGCCAUUUUUCUCAUAUCAUGUUCUACAAGAAUUUUGAUGUUCCACUAGGACAAUUCCUGCUUGAUAAUUUACUUACUCAGAGAACUCAGUGCAAUGUUUGUGGUGAACGGCCUCAAGCUCACAUAUACUACUAUGCACAUCAUAAGAAGCAGUUGACCAUAAAGGUCCACCAGCUUCGUUCUGAAAAGAGUUUAAGUGGUGAAACUGAAAGAAAAAUUUGGAUGUGGAGUCGAUGUGGCAAGUGCAAACAUGGAGAUGGAGUAACAAAAUCUACGAAAAGAGUUUUGAUCUCUACUGCUGCUAGUAAAUUGUCACUUGGAAAGUUUUUGGAGCUUGGUUUCUCACAUCACUCAUCAUCCCAUAAAUUAUCUAGCUGCGGCCAUUCAUUGCAUAGGGACUUCCUCUACUUCUUUGGGUUAGGUCCCAUGGUUGCACUGUUAAGGUAUUCCCCAGUUGCCACUUAUACUGUGGCUAUGCCACCUCAGAAGUUGCAGCUCAGCCAUUCACUUAAGCAUGAUGUUCUUAGGGAUGAAAUUAAGAAUGUGUAUACAAAAGGUAUACUACUGUUUACAGAGGUUUCAAACUCAUUAAAGGAAGUUAAAUCCCAAUUUGAAGGCUUGUCUUUGGAUCUUCAAGGUUCUAUAAAAGAAUUUUCAGAUAUUGAGGAUAUGUUAAAGCAGGAAAGAUCAGAAUUUGAGGAAAAUAUCCAGAAAAUUUUCUCUAAGAAUGGUAAUUCAGACCAGGCUGCUUAUAGACUUCUCAGUUUGAACCGAUUACUGUGGGAACUUCUGCUAGCAUCCUGCAUUUGGGAUAGGCGCAUGAAUUCGCUUCUCUCUCGUGAUGUCGUCAUUGCUAUUUCUAGUGUCACUAGGAAAGCAAUUCAAGGACAAGAGAGCAAUGGCGUUGCAGAGGAAAUGAAGGCGGAUACUGAAGUGACUAUGGAAAGGGGCAAUCUAGGUGCAGAUGCUUGUGCUGAUUUAAAUUUGAAGUUAAAUGCCUCUGCAGAAGGAUAUGACUUUCCAGUCAAGGAAAUUCCGGUUGAAGGUCCUGUUGACAAAUCUAAAUGUGCUGAUCCAUUUGAAGUAUCUCUUGUUGAUGAAGGUAUUGAUAUACCAAUUGAGGGCGAGUUAAGCCCAAAAGAACUGUCCAGUCAAGACUCUGUUGUGAUGCCUGACAAUGAUCAUUCUAAGGAUUAUGAGACAGAUGAUGAACCAGAGUCUGAUCGCCUACAACUGAAGGGAUCCAACCCAAAUUUACCAAAUGCUCAGAGUUAUGAUUCUGUAGCAAAUUUGAAUUUACUAAAGAAGAAUGUCUCUGAGAGUUCACUUUUGCAUCAUUCAGAAAAUUCAAAGGGAUGGUUCUGGUCACCAUUUGCAGAGAUAAUUGGUAUAGAAAUGAGGGAUCUUCAAAAAUUAUACUUUCAGAAAUUUGAAUGUGUCGGUAGCUAUACUAAGGAAAAUAUACCUGCAGCAUAUCAACUGAUAUCUGAAGAAGGACGAAGACUGCACAUUCCUUUUGGGACAGAUAUUGUUUCGGAUUAUGAGGGUGAAUUCUCAAGCAUAAUUGCUUGUGCACUGGCAUUGUUGAAAGAGGGUGAUGUUGCUACAAAGUCUAUCGAGAGUUUUUACAGUCUUCCCCAUGCUUCUUCAUUUACUUCCUCACGUUGGUCUUCAAAUGCCUCCUCUGAUUUUGAUUCAGCACACUUAACACCAAGUAUUUCAUUAGACGAGUCUCGCUUCUCGAGUUUUGAUGGAUUGAGUUUGCUGGAGUCACUUGUACCUCCUGGAACUGUCAAUCCGGUGGUUCAUCUUGGAUUUGAAAAAUCACUUGGAAAGAGUCGAUAUACAGUUGUAUGUCCCUAUGCCAAUCAGUUUCGUGAUCUCCGAAACAUGUGUUGUCAAUCUGAGUUUGAUUAUAUUACUUCUCUUAGCCGCUGCAAGAAUUGGGAUGCUAAGGGUGGGAAGAGCAAAGCAUUUUUUGCAAAAACACUUGAUGACAGGUUGAUAAUAAAAGAAAUCAAGAAAACAGAAUUUGAAUCAUUCAUGAAGUUUGCUGAGGAUUACUUCAAGUAUAUGAAGGAUUCCUUUCAAGUGGGGAACCAAACCUGCCUAGCUAAAGUUCUUGGGAUUUAUGAGGUUGUUGUAAGAUCAAACAAAGGUGGGAAAGAGGUGAGGCAUGAUCUCAUGGUGAUGGAGAAUCUCACCUAUGGUCGGAAUUUUACUCGCCAAUAUGACCUUAAAGGUGCUCUCCAUGCUCGUCUAAAUACAACUGCCAAUGAUCCGGGCGAUGUUCUUUUGGAUCAGAACUUUGUUAAUGACAUGAACUCUUCUCCACUAUAUGUUAGUGCCACAGCAAAGCGUCUUUUGCUACGGGCCGUUUAUAAUGACACAGCUUUCCUCAACUCGAUCGGUGUUAUGGAUUACUCAUUACUAGUGGUAGUGGACACUCAGCGGCGAGAGCUGGUAUGCGGUAUCAUCGAUUAUCUCAGGCAGUAUACAUGGGACAAGCAGUUGGAGACAUGGGUGAAAACUUCACUUACUCCGAGAAACGUGCUUCCAACUGUCAUCUCCCCAAAAGAGUACAAGAGGAGAUUCAGGAAGUUCAUGUCUGCUCAUUUCUUGAGUGUCCCAGAUGACUGGUGCUCGGGCAAUUCCUCUGGCCACUUUGAACUCGGUCGUGUCAGAGAAUGAUUCUUUUUCACCAUCCAAAUGGUAGGUGACACAAUGGUUUUUCCUUACCCAAUUCAUUUUCUUUAACCUCUCUUGGCUAAGAAUUAGAGCUCUGGUUCAGUUUACAGUCGAUUCGCCAAUACUGUAAAUAAUAGUCUACGUUUUCAUAUGAGUCAACUAUCCUGCCUGCCUGCCCUGUUAUUCUGCAAAUUUUUAGAGAAUUUCUGGGGAUAGAGUCAUUCCUAUUGGGACAAAAUGUGCAGCCAAGUAUAAUUUUUUUCUCUUUCCUUUAUAUUUUGUAUAGCCUUUUGAGAAUAUCAGAGUUGCUUAGUGAGGGACCUGAUGAAUAGUAUCAAUGAAAUAGUUGGCAAAAGUUUUAGCUCAUCAUUCUUUCUUGUACAUGAAAAGCAAAGCUGUUAAUGGAUAUAUAUUUGGUGCCAUUAUAUAAAAUGCUAUAUCAUUUUUUUCUC